Molecule: messenger RNA, 1672 nt
Organism: Eriocheir sinensis (Chinese mitten crab)
Lineage: Eukaryota; Metazoa; Arthropoda; Malacostraca; Decapoda; Varunidae
Product: gastrula zinc finger protein XlCGF49.1-like
Exons: 3
Coding region: 688-1350 (220 amino acids)
Biological process (GO): regulation of transcription by RNA polymerase II
Cellular component (GO): nucleus
Molecular function (GO): RNA polymerase II cis-regulatory region sequence-specific DNA binding; DNA-binding transcription activator activity, RNA polymerase II-specific
Source: RefSeq, a predicted model, not a curated record
GUGAACUACGGAAGAGUGAGGAAGAACCAAGGAGGACCUGAGAAGCGAGAAGAGGAUGCCGUGACGUCGCCUGUGAUGUCAAGAUCAAGACCAAGAUCAGCUGGGGCGUGGCAUCCUCAAUAACCAAGAGCCAAGGCCGUGGGAGGACCGAGAGGAGGAGGAGGACCUGAGCAGCGACACAAAGCCUUACAGGUCAACAGAAGAAGAAGAAGGCGGACCUGUGGCAGAACAAGGCGUUUCCUGCCAUUACAAUUUCCCUGGUCUUCAUGGCCCUCCACACCACCAGGCGCUUGUUGCAGGGGACAGGAAUGCUGUCUGUUAUUCCUGACGUGUGGACGCAGCGUGUUUGACGCGCCGGUAACACCAGACCAACACAACACCUGGGCCGGUGCUGGCGCAGCGGUCAGGGUCUGCUGAGGCGGUGCUGUGCCCAGCGCUCGCUGCGUCCUCGCUGCCGCUGACUUCUGUUGUGGAGGAGGCUGUGGGGCCGGGCAGCAGCCUGAGUCGCCGGGACCAGCAGGAGCAGACUGCCCCUGGUGUGAGGAUCAGGGGUGAUCAGGAGAACCACCACCACCUUGCUGCUGGCAUCUCCAGCCAUAAAGGAAAGGGAACGUUUGAGUGUGAGAAGAUUGGAGACUGAGAGCAAGUUCACCAGACACAGCCUUGCACUCACUGCUGAAGGAAACCAUGAGUGCCCAGAGUGUGGCCAAAGACUCCCUGGGAAGGGUGGCCUCUACAAUUACACCCACACACUCUGAUGGAAAAAUUCAUGAAUGCCAUGAGUGUGGCAAAAAGUUCAAAUGGAAGGGUAACCUCAAGAAACACACCCUUAUACACACUGGUGAAAGACCUCAUGAAUGCCAAGAGUGUGGCAAAAAGUUCCACCAGAAGGGUCACCUCAAGGAUCACACCGCUAUCCACAGUGGUGAACGACUUUUUGAAUGCAAAGAGUGCGGCAAAAAGUUCACUGUGAAGCAGACCCUCAUCACACACACCCUUACACACACUGGUGAACGACCUUAUGAAUGCCAAGACUGUGGCAGAAAGUUCAGCCAGAAAAGAACCCUCAAAGAUCACACCCGAACCCACACUGAUGAACGACCCCAUGAAUGCCGUGAGUGCGGCAAAAAGUUCCACCUGAAGUGUAACCUAAAAGAGCACGCCCUUAUACACACUGGUGAACGACCUCAUGAGUGCCCAGAGUGUGGCCGAAGGUUCAGUCGUAAGUCUGGUUUGAACAAGCACAUCUUCCGACACUCUGGCCUGAGGAAGUUCAAGUGUGAUGUUUGUGGGAAGCAUUUCAAGCUGAAGCAGGAUAUUGCCCAGCACAUGAAGACCCACUUCCGCUGAGGUGUUGUGUGGUGGUGGAGGGCAGUGUUCGGCAGUCCCGCCCUGGCUCUGCUGACAGGCCUGACCACGCGGCCGGCACCCUCGAUGUGUCCGCACGAGGAGGUAGAGGAAGAGAAGGACAACAAGAAGAGAAAAAACAGAAAUGGGGAGAAAAAAAAUGAGGAAGAGAAGAAGAAACAAGAAAGGAAAAGAAGAACAGAAGUAAGCGGAAGAAGGAAAUCUGAACAAGCUAUCAAUGUGUCUGUUUGAGGGAGUCAUACUUAUGAGUUUAGAAUAAUGAUCAACUAACAAUGUAAAUAAAAAGCUUGGAAAAACUGUAAUA